Messenger RNA from Abrus precatorius (Indian licorice), 1893 nucleotides. RefSeq names its product blue-light photoreceptor PHR2. The transcript is spliced from 4 exons. Lineage: Eukaryota; Viridiplantae; Streptophyta; Magnoliopsida; Fabales; Fabaceae. Gene Ontology annotation, molecular function: DNA binding; FAD binding. The record is from RefSeq and is a predicted model, not a curated record. Gene Ontology annotation, biological process: photoreactive repair. Bases 173 to 1540 code for a protein of 455 amino acids.
AAGCCACAAGGAGAGAGAAAGAGAGAAGCGCCUUACCAACAACAUCUUACACUAACCCAACAUCACAAAGCAGAGGUAGUAGGUAGUGGAAAGAUAACAUAACAUAUACAUAAACAUAAGCUUCAUAUUCACUUCAUUCUUCAAUUCAAACUAUCUCAACCCCAAAACCAAAAUGGAUUCCAAUCACCAAAUUGCAGCAGAAACAGAGAAAGAUGAACAAAAUCAAAACCCAACACACUCCACAGAACCUCCAUUCGCGGUAGCAUCACUCUCGCUCACUCUCUCCACAGUUCUCCCAUUUGUUCAACCUAAGAUCCCAUCUUUUUUCUCUCGAACACAACCCAACAAGCUCAAGUUCCCCCCAACUCAGGCUUCGUCCCUCACACACCUCUCUCUCUCCACCCCCGCACCCACCAAAACCAGCUUCAAAUCCAACCUCUCCGCCAACCCACUCCACACCCCACAUUCCCUGGGACCCCACCGCCCCCUCGACCCUUCCAACGCCGCCGCGCUCCGCCGCGCCUCCAUCGUAUGGUUCCGCAACGACCUCCGUCUCCACGACAACGAGUGCCUCAACGCCGCCAACAACGAAUCCCUCUCGGUUUUACCUCUUUACUGCUUUGACCCCUCCGAUUACGGGAAAUCCUCCUCCGGCUUCGACAAAACCGGUCCCUACCGUGCCUCCUUCCUCAUCCAAUCCGUUUCGGACCUUCGCCGGAACCUCCAGGCUCGAGGCUCGGAUCUGGUGGUUCGGGUGGGAAAACCCGAGACGGUGUUGGUUGAAUUGGCAAAGGCCGUUGGAGCUGAUGCCGUUUACGCUCACAGAGAGGUUUCGCACGAUGAGGUGAAGACGGAGGAGAAGAUUGAAGCUGCGAUGAAGGAGGAGAAUGUGGAGGUUAAGUACUUUUGGGGAAGUACUUUGUAUCAUGUUGAUGAUUUGCCUUUUAAAUUGGAGGAUAUGCCUUCUAAUUAUGGAGGGUUUAGGGAUAGGGUUCAGAAAUUGGAGAUAAGGAACACUAUUGAGGCCUUGGAUCAACUUAAGGGUCUUCCUUCUCGUGGUGAUGUUGAACCUGGGGACAUUCCCUCCUUAAUGGACCUUGGCCUUAAUCCUUCUCCCACAAUGCCACAGGAUGGGAAGCCAGCUGCUAAUGCUUCCAUGGUAGGAGGGGAGACUGAAGCGCUGCAGAGACUCAAAAGAUUUGCAGCCGAGUGUGAAGCACAGCCACACAAAGGGUCUAAGGAUGGAACACAAAGCAUAUAUGGUGCCAAUUUCUCCUGCAAAAUUUCUCCGUGGUUGGCAAUGGGAUGUCUCUCUCCACGCACAAUGUAUGAUGAACUAAAGAAGACUGUCAGCAGAUCCAUUUCUGCUUCAUCAAACCGAAAUGAUGGUGGUAGUGGUUCAUCCAAAACUGGAACAAAUUGGUUGAUGUUUGAGUUGUUGUGGAGGGACUUCUUUAGGUUUAUAACCAAAAAAUACAGUUCUGCAAAGAAACAGCUGGAAGCUACUCCAGCCACUGCUUGUACGGGUGCACUUGCUUAAGCUAGAAGUUGUAGUGGGCAUAAGAAAAUUUGUUUAAGGAUGUGGAUUGCUUCCCUAUGCAUAUUGGGCAGUAGGGUUCUGGAUGAACAAGAUUUGGUUCCCCCUCUGAAGUUCUGUUGUAAUUGGCAGAUACAUUAUUUCAGUAUGGAAGCUUUACAUUAAUUUCUUGAUGGCAAGUGUUAGUGUUGUUAAAAUAGCAUUUCGUCUGCAUCGGGUAUCUUUUCUGAGCUUUUCUUGAGUUCAAAAUUCAUCUCUCUCCCCACAAUAACAAUAUUUUGGGAGAAAUUUGAAAUUUAAGAAAGGAUGUAAUUACUACGGUAUUUAUAAUAAUAUAAGGAUGAAUUCUCAGAUGU